Messenger RNA from Drosophila serrata, 1225 nucleotides. RefSeq names its product alpha-ketoglutarate-dependent dioxygenase AlkB (gene AlkB). The record is from RefSeq and is a predicted model, not a curated record. Gene Ontology annotation, biological process: oxidative RNA demethylation. NCBI's taxonomy places the organism in Eukaryota, Metazoa, Arthropoda, Insecta, Diptera, Drosophilidae. Gene Ontology annotation, molecular function: broad specificity oxidative DNA demethylase activity; oxidative RNA demethylase activity; ferrous iron binding. Gene Ontology annotation, cellular component: nucleus; cytoplasm.
AUUUGUUUACCUGUUUUAACUCGCUAAAGAAAUGUUCAAGUUAAUUUUUAAGCAAUAUAAGGCAAAGAGCAGUAGCCCGGACCUUAACGACGUGUUAAACUUCGAUGAUCCAUUGAGAAAUGACAGAAUCACUGCCCACCGCUUGAAUACCUGCCACGAGGAAAAUAUUCGGUCAAUCCCCGGUCUAAAGUCAUCGAGCACUUGGCAAUGCUAUGAACUAAGGGAUCAUCCCGGAAUCCUAGUUAUACGAAACCCCUUUACCGAGAGGGGUCUUCGAUAUUGGAUAGCGCGAUGCCUGCGGGAUUAUCCAAGGCCACCGAACAUUGUCAAUUUAAAUGAGAGGCUCUUCGAUGAAACGGUCAGAUCGGAUUGGUGGAAGCAGCUCCAUCGGUGCCAGCAUAAAGACGACUUUCAACGGACCAAAGUGGCCAUGCGUUGGACCACAUUCGGUUAUCAUCACGACUGGGACACUAAGCACUAUGAUGAUCACAUGCACUCCCCGUUCCCAGAGGAUCUGAGCCUGCUGUGCAGACUGUUCUCAUCCACAAUGGGCUACGAAGACUUCAAGCCUGAAGCGGCUAUAGUUAACUAUUAUCCCGUCGGCAGUAGCUUAUCCGGUCAUGUGGACUAUUCGGAGCCGAAUCAGUCGGCUCCCUUAUUUUCGUUUAGCUUUGGCCAGAGUGCGAUUUUCCUGAUCGGUGGAAGGAGCCUAGAAGAAACUCCCACCGCCCUUCUGCUGCAAAGUGGCGAUGUCCUGAUAAUGUCCGGAGAAUCCCGACUGUGCUAUCACGCCGUACCGCGUAUCCUUAAGGACCAUAAAACCGUGAACUGUGAUCUGUCUAAAGAAUUCGACGAUAGCUGUGGUGGCGACCUGAAUGCCUUGGAUAUGGAUUUAUUUGAGCACGUCGGAAACCUGAGCUUCUGGCAACCGUUUUCGGACUACAUCGUGGACUCGCGUAUUAAUAUUAACGUACGACAAGUACUUAAACCAGGACAAUUGUUAUUAAAUUGAAAAACUACCUACAUAUUAAUUAUCCUCCUUUCUGAAGCAGCAACAAAAACGCUCUCACCAACACAAACAAGGAACAAACUGAGAGCAAUCAAGAGUGUAGGAGUUAAAGUGAGCGAGAGCGAGACCGGUAAACGGCGCAAAUCGCUCAAAUAUUCGUUUUACUUGAGUGCAGGAGACAGAGAGAAAGAAAAAAUACAAAAGGAACGAGUCUGG